Messenger RNA from Callithrix jacchus (white-tufted-ear marmoset), 1163 nucleotides. It is a transcript of the gene INO80C, whose product is annotated as INO80 complex subunit C. NCBI's taxonomy places the organism in Eukaryota, Metazoa, Chordata, Mammalia, Primates, Cebidae. Gene Ontology annotation, biological process: chromatin remodeling. Gene Ontology annotation, cellular component: Ino80 complex. The record is from RefSeq and is a predicted model, not a curated record.
UUAAAACGUAGUUACUUAAAAAGAUUGGGAGAUGUUCUAUUUUUCUAUCACUGGGGAUUUCCAGGCACGUGCCCCACCCAAGGCCCACGCCCAGAGCGCUCCGACGGGAGGACUAUGCCCGCUGCCACCUUCCCGCCCGGACGCCUCAGGCAGUUCCGAGCUCCGCCUUUUAGACUGCACCGAGAGAAGUCAGCGACAGCUUUGGGUCCAGGCCGGGUUUUCCAGCAUCAAGACGGAAGUAACGGCGGAAAGGAAGUUCCAGGGCCAGCGCUGGGAAAGAGGUGGGGGACCAGGGGAAGACUGAGGGUGUGAUGGCGGCUCAAAUUCCAAUUGUGGCCACCACUUCCACUCCCGGAAUAGUCCGGAACAGCAAGAAAAGGCCGGCCAGCCCUUCCCACAACAGCAGCAGCGGCGGGGGCUACGGCUCCAGUAAGAAGAAAAAAGUGUGCGCCUCCAGCUUUGCGCAGGGUAUCAGCAUGGAAGCCAUGAGUGAGAAUAAAAUGGUGCCCUCUGAGUUUAGCACAGGACCUGUGGAAAAAGCUACCAAACCUUUGCCAUUUAAGGAUCCCAACUUUGUGCACUCUGGCCACGGUGGCGCGGUAGCUGGCAAGAAGAACAGAACCUGGAAGAACCUGAAACAAAUCCUCGCUUCCGAAAGGGCAUUGCCGUGGCAACUGAACGAUCCUAACUACUUCAGUAUUGAUGCUCCUCCAUCCUUUAAGCCAGCUAAGAAGUAUUCUGAUGUUUCAGGUCUUCUUGCCAACUACACAGACCCCCAGAGCAAACUGCGGUUCAGCACCAUCGAAGAGUUUUCCUACAUUCGGAGGCUGCCCUCUGAUGUCGUCACUGGCUACCUGGCCCUAAGGAAGGCCACGAGCAUCGUUCCCUGAGCCCAAGAAGUGGAGAUGAAGUGCAAAGCUGUUUCAAAAACAGACUCUGGACUCGUGAUUUUGUUUCAUGGAAACAAACUCAUUCUGCUGUCAAUCUGAACAUGCCAGUGCUGUGCCUUGGAAAGAAUGUUUGGCUUUAAUUUAAGUGUUUUUUUGAGUGUGUGUUUUCCCUCUGAGUGUGAUAUUUCCUGCUGAAUUAAAUUGUACCUCAGUUGUUGCCUCAAGUAAAGGUGUUUGACAAGAAAAUACAAUAAAACCAUACUUUUCAUUUAA